Messenger RNA from Lineus longissimus, 702 nucleotides. RefSeq lists its product as uncharacterized. The coding region runs from base 1 to 702 and encodes 233 amino acids. The transcript has a single exon. NCBI's taxonomy places the organism in Eukaryota, Metazoa, Nemertea, Pilidiophora, Heteronemertea, Lineidae. The record is from RefSeq and is a predicted model, not a curated record.
AUGACUGUACUAUAUUACAUAAGGAAUGAGGCAAAGAGAUACCUAACAUUCGUUGCAAACAGGGUGGCUAAGAUCCAUGAGAACACUGUGCCCACACAAUGGAGGCAUGUACCAACUGAUCAGAAUCCAUCAGAUGACGUAUCACGAGGUAUGACAGCUGAUGAACUGAUUGGAAAUGACCGGUGGAAACACGGACCCGAAUUCUUGAAGAAACCAGGGACGGACUGGCCAAACCAGCCAAUUAUUGAUAAACACCAGACUGAAGGAAUUGAGGUCAAACCCAAGGUGAAGGUUUAUGCAACUGGUGAGAUUCCAGAUCAAGGACACCAGGCUAUCAGCAGGAUAAUAAAUCACUAUUCCUGUUGGUAUAGGCACAAGAAGGGGAUGGCAUGGUUGCUACUACUGAAGGUGCUGCGUCAGAAGGUCAGGAAUAAGGGUAAUCCAGUGCAAGGACCCUCAACCUCUCCUUGUGGGGGUCUUACUGUGAAUGAGCUUUGGGAAGCCGAGCAGGAAGUGCUCAAAUUCGUGCAAAGGAAGGCGUUUGAUGAUGUCCAGUCCAAGACCGGCAAGCUAAGAAAGUUGAACCCAGUGCUGGAUGACAAUGGAGUCCUGCGCGUGGGUGGUUGUCUGGGAAAUCCAACCUGCCUGAUCAGACGAAACACCAGAUCAUAUUGCCUAAGAAAGGUCACGUGGUCGACCUGA